Messenger RNA from Paramuricea clavata, 1616 nucleotides. Lineage: Eukaryota; Metazoa; Cnidaria; Anthozoa; Malacalcyonacea; Plexauridae. The record is from the annotation of a GenBank genome assembly.
AUGUUUCAAAACUUUAUUUCAGACUAUCCCUGUAAGAAAGAUAUAUGGAUUCUUUGGGACAACUCAUAUUCGUUGGGAGAAAAAGCAUUUCAAGAUGAGGUUAGACCGUUUAUGAAAAACCUCAUUAACAGCACAAACCUGAAUGUGGGCCCAAAUGGUACGCAUAUUGGCAUUUUAUCUUUCAGUACACAGGCGAAUACUAGAGUGCUAUUGGAACUAGGAGAAAAGAAAACUCGGGACGAACUACUUUACUACCUCGAUUGUUUAAAGUACAACCGAAUUUCUGGAAAUGGUACUCGAACUGGAAUGGCAUUGAAAAUAGCUGAUGAGGUGAAAUCAUCGUUUAAACACCAUAUCGUAAAACGUUAUUGUGCUUUGCUUCAUGAAAUGCUUGAAAGUGGCCGAUAGAGCAAACAGUACAGCGUACCUCAGAGUUUCCAUUAUGGCAUGUUUCAUCCAAUGAAGCUAGGGAUGACCAUGUGAAAUGCCGAGCACUCUACUUCUUACUUUUCUUAGACUAGCAUAGUUACAACAUGCACAGUCAAAGUGAUUUACCAGUUUAGUAGAAGUAGGCUAAUUUAUGAUGCUAACAGGUUUGUGUGACGUUUACGUCGCAUGACGUGCGCACACACCCCAAAUAAAACUACUCUUUUCUUAACAUUAUCAGGAUAACCACAGAUAUUCUGUUUACGCAUGCAGCACAUGACCUAUACUCACACGCCAGGUAGUAAAAUAACCAGGUGGCUUUCAGGUAGUAAAAUGAAUGACUAACCCCGGAUACCUUUGAGGGUGGUAAAGGAGAGGGGGGGGGGGGGGGGAAAUACAUGCAUGCAGCAACCUCUCGUCUAUAUUUUCCAAACAUGAUUUACAUGAAGUAUUCGGAAAUUACCAACACUGAACGCAGGCUCGCUUCUGCCUCAAGUGUUGCCAUGGCAACAAUAUAUUAUAAAAUUUUAAAUUUUUAAAAUCUUUUUAAAAAUAUAUACAUAGGUAGUAUACACGCUGUAAAAUUGUUACAUCAAAAGCACUGCUGUUCUUCACUUUCGCACUUUUCUCUACUCGUCCAAAAAAAUGCCAUAAUAGCAAUUCAUGGCUUACGAAAAUGCCCUUUACCACCCUCACCUUUGUCAUUGGUCUCAUUGGGACGUAAUAAUUCGUCCUCCCCCAUUGGUGGCGCCACUGCAAAAAAGCUGUUACAAAUCUCUUCCAAACUCAGACCGGUAAACUGCACAUUAAAACUAAACGAAACAUUUUUUAUUCAAUGUAGAAAUUCCCGUGGGUUAGUCCGCAAAAUUAUCGGGCAGAUGUGGGAGAUGUGAUCUUGAUUUUCACAAACGGAGAACCGGUCAGACGCCCAGGUGAAGACAACUUUGGCGACAAAUACAAAAGUAGCCGUUUUGGAGAAAGCAUGUUAGCUAAGGACCGAGCUCAAAAUCUCAGAAGUAGAGAUAUCGUUGUGGCUCAACUGGCGGUUGGAACAAACUAUACGUUGAGAAAAUUCAGAAAGAAUGUUAAAGAAUGGUCGCCGGCAGAGAUUUAUUUUGAAAUGAACAAAUACCAUCUGGAAAGCAACAAUACCAUCAUGGUCGAACUCAUUAGAUCUUUCGGCAUCAAAG